CACACCUCACCUCUCCGGCUCAGCAAACACACAACACACACACACACACACACACACCUCAUUAUCUCCCCUCGGAUAUGCGCGAGCUGCUCUCUUACCUGCACGAGCCGGAGCUGGUGGCCCGGUUCCAGAGGCGAUGCGGACUCUUUCUGGUCCGGGACCCGCAUCACGGUCCACAGAGGAAAAAAGAGCACGCGGACGAACCACGUGCACAGCGGAACGGAAGAUGGGACCACCAGGAUAAGAAUUCAAACUAUGAAAUCCAACAGAAUGGAUGUGCUGUUAAUUUCGAGGUGAGGAACCGGUUUCUGCACGUCCUCUUCCUGGUGUCUGCCGCUCUGGGUCAUGAAGUCUUCUACAUCACCUGCCUGCCCUUCAUCCACUGGAGCCUCGACCCCUUCCUGUGCCGACGCCUCGUCAACAUGUGGACCGUGGUGAUGUACGUCGGCCAGGUGAUGAAGGACGUCCUGAAGCUUCCUCGCCCCCCCUCCCCCCCAGUGGUGAAGCUGGAGCCCCGGGUCGAUGCUGAGUACGGCCUCCCCUCCACACACGCCAUGGCCGCCACCGCCAUCUCCUUCACCGUCUUACUGAGCGCCCCCUCCAGGAUACAGUUCCAGUUUGAGUGGGGUCUUUUGAUCGCUGUGACGCUGUCGUCUUUGGUGUGUCUGAGCCGCCUCUACACGGGCAUGCACUCAGUUCUGGACGUGCUCUGUGGCGUCUUAAUCUCCGCCCUCAUCUUGUCCUCCACCUACCCGUACUGGGAGUCCAUCGAUCGGUUCCAGCUCUCCAGCAGCUUCUCCCCCCUGCUGGGCGUGUUUCUCCCCCUCCUCCUCAGCUACUCUUACCCCCAGUUGGACCACUACAGCACCACCAGGGCGGACACCACCACCAUACUGGGGGCGUCAGGAGGCUGCUGGGUGGGCUACUGGCUGGACCAUCAGCUGGGGGGACCGCUUCACCCUCUGGGGGAGAAGAUGCCUGCACGUCUCCCCCCUCUGACGUUAAACUCUGUGUUUCGUGGAGGCGCUCGCUCUCUACUGGGAAUCGUAGCUUUACUGGGAACUCGCCAGCUGGUGAAGACCCUCAGUCUGAAGGUGCUGUUCUCCUGCUACAGCGUGGAGAAAAGUGACCCCAAUGCGAGGAGGAGGAGAGAGAUCGAAGUGCCGUAUAAGUUUGUCACGUACAUGGCUGUGGGGCUCGUUAACUCGAUAUUAGUCAACAGAGGGUUCGUUCUACUGGGGCUACUAUGACGUGUCACACUGAACAAACUGAACCGUUGACUUUCUUUUUAAAGCACUUAAUGGUCUGAUUUGCAUAAAUGGACUGCGUUUAUAUAGCGAUUUGUCCAGAGCUUUUAGAUACUGUAUACAAGUCAGAAUCCACCCGUUCACACAGAGGCAGAAGCUUCCACACAAGGGGCAACCUGCUCAAGGGAAGCUAACGCUCACAACGUCAUGCCAUCGGGAGAAAUUUGGGGUUAAAUAGUUAGCGUAAGGAUACUUCCACAUGUUGAUCCCACAAAACAACACUACCUCUCAGCUAAUGUAGCCAAAUGUGGACUACUACAGUGGACCAGUGAUAAGGGCCCGUCUCUUAAAGGCCGGCACAAAAUAUAUAUGUGAGUCUGUUUCCUUGAAAUAUUUAACACAGCCAAAUCUGACCAUAUCUAUAAAAGCUGAGAACCUUACUUGAAAGGUGCUAAAUAAAUAAAUAAAUGUGCCUUGCCUUGAACUUUUCUUAGCCCUGAUGUAUCAGCUGUUAUUGUAAGACGAACCUCCUCAAGUGGGUCUCUUGUAACCUCUUAAGCAUGUCUUAAAAAUCGUAGCUGUUUUUGUUUGUUUUCUUUUCUAUGUAUGUAUUUGUUGUGCCAUCACUGAGUUUGUAAAAAGAAAGA
Messenger RNA from Trematomus bernacchii (emerald rockcod), 1894 nucleotides. RefSeq names its product sphingosine-1-phosphate phosphatase 2 (gene sgpp2). Gene Ontology annotation, biological process: sphingosine metabolic process; phospholipid dephosphorylation. The transcript is spliced from 5 exons. The record is from RefSeq and is a predicted model, not a curated record. Gene Ontology annotation, cellular component: endoplasmic reticulum membrane. Lineage: Eukaryota; Metazoa; Chordata; Actinopteri; Perciformes; Nototheniidae. Bases 78 to 1250 code for a protein of 390 amino acids. Gene Ontology annotation, molecular function: sphingosine-1-phosphate phosphatase activity.